This is a messenger RNA of Oryctolagus cuniculus (rabbit), 1300 nucleotides long. Lineage: Eukaryota; Metazoa; Chordata; Mammalia; Lagomorpha; Leporidae. The record is from RefSeq and is a predicted model, not a curated record.
CGGCGCAGGCACCGGUGCAGGCCAUGGCUGCGGGUUCUCUCUGGUGCGUGCUGGCCGCCCGGCUGCUCCGGCCCGCGCAGAGCCGCCACCUCCGCCAUCGCCCCUUCCACCUCGCGGCAGUUCCAAAUGAAGCUGUGGUCAUUUCUGGGACGAAGCUGGCCCAGCAGAUCAAGCAGGAAGUGUGGCAGGAGGUGGAAGAGUGGGUGGCCUCGGGCAACAAGCGGCCACACCUGAGCGUGGUCCUGGUGGGCGAGAAUCCUGCCAGCCACUCCUACGUCCUCAACAAAACCAGGGCAGCUGCCGACGUGGGAAUCAACAGCGAGACAAUUGUGAAGCCAGCUUCAAUCUCAGAGGAAGAACUGUUGAACUUAAUCAACAAGCUCCAUAACGACGACAAUGUAGACUGCCUCCUGGUUCAGCUGCCUCUCCCAGAGCACAUCGACGAGAGGAAGGUCUGUAACGCCGUGUCCCCCGACAAGGACGUGGAUGGCUUCCAUGUGAUCAACGUAGGGCGCAUGUGUCUGGACAUGUUACCUGCCACCCCCUGGGGAGUGUGGGAAAUAAUUAAGCGAACGGGCAUCCCAACCCUGGGGAAGAAUGUGGUCGUGGCUGGAAGGUCGAAAAACGUGGGCAUGCCCAUUGCAAUGCUGCUGCACACCGACGGGGCACACGAACGGCCUGGCGGCGAUGCCACUGUUACAAUAUCUCACCGGUACACUCCCUAAGAGCAGCUGAAGAAGCACACCAUUCGUGCAGAUAUUGUCGUAUCUGCUGCAGGCAUCCCGAACCUCAUCACCGCAGAUAUGAUUAAGGAGGGAGCAGCAGUGAUUGACGUGGGAAUAAACAGAGUUCAAGACCCCGUAACCGCAAAGCCCAAGUUAGUUGGAGAUGUGGAUUUUGAAGGCGUCAAGAAGAAAGCCAGUUACAUCACCCCAGUCCCUGGGGGUGUUGGUCCCAUGACUGUGGCCAUGCUAAUGAAGAACAUCAUUAUUGCUGCAAAAAAAGUACUGAGGUCUGCAGAGCAGGAAGUGCUGAAGUCUAAAGAGCGGGGAGUGGCCACCAAUUAACUGUUGAACCUGCGCGCUGGUCGAAGCACUCCAAGCCAACUCAGGAAGCAAGCAGGCCAGCAGAAAAUGCAAUGUUUUUAUUUAUUCUCCCGAGAUGGUUUAAAAUGAUGCUGUGUAUUUAUUCAAGGCUCAAGUGGGUGGAUGUUUGCGCGUAUGGCUCUACAGAACCUCACCGGGGAGCAUUCCAGUGUCCCGCUGGGUCGUGUGCUCCAGCCCAGAGAACCCAGUGACCU